Chaetomium globosum CBS 148.51 is the source of this 1494-nucleotide messenger RNA. RefSeq lists its product as uncharacterized. The transcript has 3 exons. The coding region runs from base 1 to 1494 and encodes 497 amino acids. The record is from RefSeq and is a predicted model, not a curated record. Lineage: Eukaryota; Fungi; Ascomycota; Sordariomycetes; Sordariales; Chaetomiaceae.
AUGUCGAGAAGCCGAGUCGACUUCGACGAGCGGGAGUUUAGAGAGCCCAUGCGUCGCACCGUUGUCCGGGACUAUGACGAUGUGGAAAUCCGUCGCGAGCGUGAGCGGGUGAAUGACCGCAUCCCUGCCUUUAUGCGCGAGGAGAACAGGCGGGUCGAGCCGGGCCAGAUGGUGCUCAGGCAAAGAGAGAUUGAGACGGUUGAGCGACCCCGUCAGAGGUCACCCAGCCCGGCCGGGACCCGUAUCACACAGCGCGUAGUCCACCGGACCAGGAGCGUCAGCCCCCCGCCGAGGAGACUUGAAGAGGAUAUCCACUUCCGCCGCGUCGCCCGGGAACCCAGCCGUGGCCCUGGCGAGAGGAUCCGCUUCGUCCCGUCAAGGUCAUCCUCGCCAGAUACCGAAGUGCGGGAGCGAAUUCGGAUUACUGAGCGGGAAAAGGAGCGUGCUCCGAGCCCAGCCCCGCGCCCGCCGACCCCCAAGGUCAUCAAGGGGCCGACAGUGGAGAGAGAGGUGAUUACGCACUACCGGGAUAUCGACCACGGCGUUGUGGCAGUCCGUCCCCCGUCGCCCCCGCCCCCGCCGGUCCGUCACCGCGACACUGAGAUCGACAUCUACACCUCGCGGGGCCAGACAGAUAUUGAUAUCCACAAGCACUCUCACACUCACAGCCGCGGUCGGUCCAUCUCUCGGGAGCGGCCGUCACGGCGCGCCGCCCAGACCUGGGAGGACGAUGUCACCGUUCAUGCCGACCGCAAACACCUGCACGUCGACAUCGAGCGCCGACGGAGCGUAUCCAGGACCCGACGUGCCCAGUCCGCAGCUCCCCCGACCAUCGACUACGGCGAUGAGGAGUACGAGAUCACGAACAAGCUGGACUCGCGCGGCAAGAUGGGCGAGGCCUGGAACGGCAUCACCAAGGACUGGGCCAUCAUCGACGUGCCGCCCGGAACAGAGCGCGUGCGCAUGGACGGUGCCGGCGGUGCCUCGGCUGAGGUGACGUGGCAAAAGUACAGCGGCGUGCGCCGCGCCAAGUUUAUCCCCGAGCGCGAGGACAAGGGCUCCGCUGUGUCGUCGACCACCAGCUUCACAGAGCUGCGCGCUCCGGAGCGCGAGAGGCGCCUGAGCGUGCACGUUGUCGACAAGGACCGUGGUGUAAGCAGAGAGCGCGACGUCGAGGUUGAGAAGGUGACGGACCGCCGCAUCACCGUCCGUGGCUCGACGCCUCCGGCUCGCCGCCCGGAGACCUGGACUGAGAUCACCAAGGACCUGGUCUGCCGCGAGGCGAUCCAGGACCUCAAAUACGAAUUUGAGGAGACCGAGUACUUCUACUACAUCGUCGAGUACCUAUCCUACGAGGACGUCCUCCAGCUCGUGAAAGUUUCGGACCGCAUCCGCGCGGCGCGCAAGGAGCGCGCGCGCGAGAUCGCCUACGAGCGCGACUGGCGCGAGAACUACGACCACCGCGACAACACCCACCACCACGGCCACCGCUAA